Messenger RNA from Pieris macdunnoughi, 1050 nucleotides. The record is from the annotation of a GenBank genome assembly. Lineage: Eukaryota; Metazoa; Arthropoda; Insecta; Lepidoptera; Pieridae.
AUGUCUAACAAAAAGUAUGGCCUAAUUAUCCCUGAAAAAUCACAUCUUCCAACAUUCCAGGCAUCACGUAAUGUUUUUGGGAAUGAUUCUGACUCGGAAGAUGAAUUCAAGAAAAAACAUGUUCUAUUGAAAUCAAGUGAUGCUGCUAUAAGACAGAGCAAAAUUGUACAAGAAAAGGCUAUAAUAGAAGAUCCAACUGUUUACCAAUAUGACGAGAUUUAUGAUUCUAUGGUUAAACAAAAGGAAAAAAAAGUAAUUAAGAGUAAAGAGAAUAAAAAUCCUAAAUAUAUUGAAAACCUGUUAAAAACUGCAAAUAAAAGGAAAAUAGAAAAUGAGCGGAGGAUUGAGAGACAAAUUCAAAAAGAGAGAGAACAGGAAGGUGAAGAAUUUGCUGAUAAAGAAGUCUUUGUCACAUCAGCAUAUAAAAAAAAACUAGAAGAACUACGAUUAGAAGAAGAAAAAGAAAAACGGGAAGAAUAUUUAGAAAAAAUUGGAGAUGUUACACAACAACAAGAUUUGGGUGGAUUUUAUCGACAUCUUUACGAGCAAAAGUUAGGUUUUGAUAGACCACAAGAUGAUAGUAAAGAAAAACCUGAAGAAAAACAGUCUGAAUUUUAUAUAGAUAAAUUUCAAGAAAAUAAAUCUGAUAGCUCACCAGUUUCUAAGAAGAGGAACUAUAGAAAACAAAGGAAAUCAUCAAAUGAUGCUAAUAUAUCAGAGGGUGAGAUAGAAGAUUCUGACGAUGAAAUAAAUCAGAAAAAACCUAAACAGACGGAAGUGAAUAUUGAUGCAGAUUCAGACUUCUCAAUUGACGAAUCUAGUGAUGAUGAACAACAGCCAAAACCUCCUAGUUCUAAAACAACUGACAAUGAAUUAAAAAAACCUGAUGAUAUUGAAGUUAGAGGUGAAGAAGCUGAAAGCAAAGUUGAACCAAAACUUGAAGUAGAAAUUAAAUCUAAACUUGAUAUUUGGAAGAAAAGAACUGUUGGAGAAGUAUUUGAUCAGGCUUUAAAAAGGUAUUAUGAGAGGAAAGCAGCUAGAGGAAGCUAA